GCCCAUCGCUUUCCCGAAUCGAGUCUGGGGAACAUGCCGAGAGGCGGGUCCUAUCACCGGAAGUGACGGCUGGCUCCUUGGUUGUUGGGUCUUUUUGGCUGGAGAGUUUCUCUCAGGAGGGGAACUGAUAUUUUGUGUAAACCUUACAGAGUUAGUGAAUAUUAUUUGCGGGUCAGUAAAUACAAUCGCCCCCGUGUCCCAGCCGCUGUUUCCCAUGCCACGAUGAAUGGACAGGACGAUGAUGAGGUGGACUAUAAGCGAAAAUAUAAGAACCUCAAGCGUAAACUCAAGUUCCUCGUUUAUGAGCAGGAAUGUUUUCAGGAGGAGCUGAGGAGAGCCCAGAGGAAACUACUGAAAGUCUCCCGAGACAAGAGUUUCCUAUUGGACAGAAUCCUGCAGUAUGAGAAUGUGGACGAGGACUCAUCAGACUCCGAUGUGACCGCCUCUUCAGAGAACAGUGAUAUUGAAGGGGGCCGCGGAGCAAGCACCCCCCCUACCAAGAGGAAGCGAAGUCCUCCUACUGGCUCUGCCUCCCCAACCUCAUCUGGCCUGUCUCUGCACACAGCGGGGGGCCCAUACCUAAGCGCGAUGAGCUCACCCCCUUACACCCCGUUUCCCUCGGAAUAUCUGGCUCCUCUCCCCAACUCCACGCCCCCCAAACCUGAACGUGCCAAGAGAGAUGUGAAGAAUCGUGGGGUAAAACCUAAGAAGCCCAAGCAGAUACCUCUCAGCUCGUCUCCCAGCUGCGGUGGGGUCCUUCCUUUCAGCCCUCGUUCAUCCAGUCUCCCGCCUCUGUCCUCCUCUAGCAAGCACACCCCACCCCCAACCAUUCUCAGCACCGUACCCCAACAGAUGUUCAGCGACGGAGGAGAAGGAAGUGGAGAUGAGGGUCCCGAUGGGGACGAGGAGGAUGAUCUAGUUAUAGACAUUCCUGAGUAAACACAUCCAGAUGGUGAACUUUAUUUCUUUCUUAACCUACAGUCUGUUGACCAUUUCCAGUAUUCUUUAUCUUUAAGGUGUAAAUACUUUUUAUUAAACUCGUCCAUGCUGAUACAAGGCA
Messenger RNA from Xenopus laevis (African clawed frog), 1060 nucleotides. RefSeq names its product INO80 complex subunit E L homeolog (gene ino80e.L). Gene Ontology annotation, cellular component: nucleus; Ino80 complex. The record is from RefSeq and is a predicted model, not a curated record. Gene Ontology annotation, biological process: chromatin remodeling. NCBI's taxonomy places the organism in Eukaryota, Metazoa, Chordata, Amphibia, Anura, Pipidae. The transcript has 8 exons. The coding region runs from base 223 to 939 and encodes 238 amino acids.